AAAUAAAAAAUGCAAAGAUCCUGGUUAGAGCAACCCCAAAGAGCUUUGGACAUCAAUUUCGAUAUAAAAUCUAUUCGGAAUUAAGUUAAAGAUAGAUGUGUACCCGUCCUACAAUAUUAAACUGACUCUGCUCAAAAAUCAUUCUACUCGUAUAGGUAUUAGCAUCAAAUAUCUUAGGAAAGAAAGUUUACCCACAGUACCAUCAUUCGAAAACUUAUAAGCUAAAAUAAGGGAUUUUUCAUACACUAAGCUUAAUCAAGCAUCAUCCUUUUAAUAAAAGAAACAGAUUGCUGAUAAAUCUAUUACUUACUCGCCUCAAAAGGCUGUUGGUCUUUAAAAGAAGUAAUGUUAAAAUCUAGAAUUUAAGAAUAAAUAGCUCUUUGGGGAGUAGGAACAAUUCUAAUUAUCAAAGUUCUCGACAAUAAUCUCCAGCUUAUUAAAGCAGACCUAUUGAACAUAGUUAUAGGUCAUAAUAGAGAAGAAAUUUGAGUGAUAACUUGCAAUUGAACGAAAUUGUUUCUAUGAGGAAUAAGAUUGAAUCAUCCUAAGCCAGCAGAAGCCUAUUGGGAGCUAAGUAAUUUAUAAUGAUUCUAUAUUAGUUAUGUGAGUGAAUUGGUCAAAUUAGCUUAGGCCAUAACUAAUGCACUGAAAUGAGAUAAUUUUAGUUUAAAAUUAUGAUAUAAC
This is a messenger RNA of Paramecium octaurelia, 684 nucleotides long. The record is from the annotation of a GenBank genome assembly. Lineage: Eukaryota; Ciliophora; Oligohymenophorea; Peniculida; Parameciidae.